Molecule: messenger RNA, 2860 nt
Organism: Delphinapterus leucas (beluga whale)
Lineage: Eukaryota; Metazoa; Chordata; Mammalia; Artiodactyla; Monodontidae
Source: RefSeq, a predicted model, not a curated record
GCACGUUAGCUACAGACAGUUACUAAAGCCCAGAGAGGGGACCUGCCUACGUGGGGCCGGAACUGAUCAGGAGCCAGCUAUCUGCAGAACGUAGCGUUUGGCUUCUGUCCCUCCGUUGUUCCCAGCCCGGACGCCACCUCAUGGCCCCCUGGUCUGGCCUCUCGCCCCUCGUCUCAGCCUCCCACCGAUGCCGUCCCCCUCAGAUCCGGACACUAAAAGGUGAUGGGGCCGAGGUCCCACCGUGAUUUCUGGCGAAAAUGGAGCUGGAACGCAGCUGUUUUGAUUACGUAUCAGUUGCUCCCUCUAUGCCUCUUCCAGAAGCCAGGCUCCCUUGGGCACAUUUGGAAAUUCCUUUGGGAGCUGUGCACGCUUCAGCAACUGCAUUCCUGGUUGACUUCCGGGUCUGCAAGCAGAGUGCCUCUGAUCAGGAUCUGGGAGUCUCCUCUCCUCACAGCUGCCAAAGAGAACGAUAUCCAGGCUCUCGUCAAGCUGCUCAAAUAUGAAGCCUGCGAUGUCCACCAGAAAGGAGCCCUGGGGGAGACAGCGCUGCACGUGGCGGCCCUCUAUGACCACCUGGAGGCCGCCAUCGUGCUGAUGGAGGCCGCCCCGGAGCUGGUCGACGAGCCCAUUACCUCUGAGCUGUAUGAAGGUCAGACGGCACUGCACAUGGCCAUCAUGAACCAGAAUGUGAACUUGGUGAAAGCCCUGCUUGCCCACGGGGCCAGCGUCUCUGCAAGGGCGGUAGGCUCAGCCUUCUGCCUCAGUCCCCACAACCUCCUCUACUUUGGGGAGCACCCUUUGUCCUUUGCGGCCUGCAUGGGCAGCGAGGAGACCGUGAGGCUGCUCAUUGAGCACGGCGCUGACAUCCGGGCCCAGGACUCCCUGGGAAACACAGUGUUGCACAUCCUCGUCCUCCAGCCCAGCAAAACCUUUGCCUGCCACAUGUACAGCCUGCUGCUGUCCCACGACAGGCGCAGGGACCACCUGCAGUCCCUGGACCUCGUGCCCAAUCACCAGGGCCUCACCCCCUUCAAGCUGGCUGGAGUGGAGGGCAACACCAUGAUGUUCCAGCACCUGAUGCAGAAGCGGAAGCACAUCCAGUGGACAUGCGGGCCGCUGACCUCCACUCUCUACGACCUCACGGAGAUCGACUCCUCAGGGGAGGAGCAGUCCCUGCUGGAGCUUAUCGUCACCUCCAAGAAGCGGGAGGCUCGCCAGAUCCUGGACCAGACGCCAGUGAAGGAGCUGGUGAACCUCAAGUGGAAGAGAUAUGGGUGGCCAUACUUCUGUGUGCUGGCUGCCAUAUACCUGCUGUACCUGGUCUGCUUUACCACGUGCUGUGUCUACCGCCCCCUCAAUCCCAGGACCCACAACCAAACUGACCCUCGGGACAAUACCGUCCUACAGCAGAAGCUACUUCAGGAGGCCUAUGUGACCCCCGAGGAUCACCUCCGACUGGUGGGGGAGCUGGUGUCCGUCUUCGGAGCUGUGAUCAUUCUGCUCAUAGAGAUUCCAGACAUUUUCCGCGUGGGGGUCACUCGCUUCUUUGGACAGACCAUCCUUGGAGGACCGUUCCAUGUGCUCUUCAUCACCUAUGCCUGCAUGGUGCUGGUGACCAUGGUGAUGAGGCUCACCAACACCAACGGGGAGGUGGUACCCAUGUCCUUCGCCCUGGUGCUGGGCUGGUGCAACGUCAUGUACUUUGCCCGAGGAUUCCAGAUGCUGGGCCCCUUCACCGUCAUGAUCCAGAAGAUGAUUUUUGGCGAUCUGAUGAGAUUCUGCUGGCUGAUGGCUGUGGUCAUCCUGGGCUUUGCCUCAGCCUUCUUUAUCAUCUUCCAGACAGAGGACCCUAACGAGCUGGGCCAUUUCUACAGUUACCCCAUGGCGUUGUUCAGCACCUUCGAGCUGUUCCUCACCAUCAUUGAUGGCCCUGCCAACUACGCCGUGGAUCUGCCCUUCAUGUACAGCGUCACCUAUGCUGCCUUCGCCAUCAUUGCCGCUCUUCUCAUGCUCAACCUCCUCAUCGCUAUGAUGGGUGACACUCACUGGCGCGUGGCCCACGAGCGGGACGAGCUCUGGAGGGCCCAGGUCGUGGCCACCACAGUGAUGCUGGAAAAGAAGCUGCCUCGCUGCCUGUGGCCUCGCUCCGGGAUCUGCGGGCGCAAGUUCGGGCUGGGGGACCGUUGGUUCCUGCGGGUGGAAGACAGACAGGAUCUCAACCGGCAGCGCGUCCGGCGCUACGCGCAGGCCUUCUGCAACCCAGGCUCCGAAGAUGACAUGGAAGGACGGGAGCUGGGCGGCCCGCACCUGUCCCUUCCUGCCCCCUCGGUGUCUCGAAGUACUUCCCGCAGCAGCAUGAACUGGGAGAGGCUGCGGGAAGCAACCCGGAGGAGAGAGGGGAGGGGAAUGAUGACCAUGGCUCUGGAGGAUGGGCAGUGUUGGGAGUACCAGCUCUGAGUGUCUCCGCCCACACUGGUGCCCUGCAGCAUCAAGAAGCAAAGGCUAGACCUCUCAUCUGCCAGGUCCAGAGGGUAGAACACAAUAAAGGGAAACCAAGGAGCAGGCCCACGCCUCAUGGUAAGCACAGGGCCCGGCGCGAAUAAGGACCCAGCUUCACCCACCCUGGCGGCUGCACUGUCUGAGCCAAGCACUUUAAGAAAGGCUUGCUGCCUCGGGCACUGGUCUCCACCCCGGUGUCACAGCUGCAGACAGUGGAGGAGGCUGAGGAAAGGUGUAAUGAGGGGAUGGGUACCGCCUGGCGGGGAAGCCACCUCCUACCUUCCAAUAAAGUCCUUCCUGCUGUCCUUGUGCACCCUCCCCUGCGGUGUGGUCUUCCUGGCCCCGCCUCUCUGCUCCAAGG